UCCUGAAACGAGCGACGAAAAGCCGGCGAACGGCGAAGGCUUCUUGAUCUAGAUCAAAAUGUGAAAACCAAGACACGUUUCAGUGUCAGAAAGGGAGCCUGUACUAUGACGGGAUGAAAGCUAGCGGACUGAGUGCAGAUUCACGCGAAUCCGCGGCUGAAGGCGGAGGUUUGUUUUGGCAGCGGGAGGAGAAACAGUGCGGCUCAUCGGAGCUGCCGGAUUAACGCGAGGCGUGAGGAGUCAUCCUGAGGGGGUUUGGACUGGUUUAACUAAGGCCCUCUAAGUCUUGUUACGAAGCACAGAAGGACAAGGAGUAACGUGUGCUUGAAGGAGACAGAGAGACAGCAGUGGGCGAUCAUGCCUGGCCGGAGCUCCAGGAGUAAACAGCAGCGCGCCGGGGCUGAGGACGGAGCGGAGAGCGGAGAGCCCCUCAGCACUUCUGUUAAAAAGAUGCUGAAAUGUGUGGUGGUCGGAGACGGAGCGGUGGGCAAGACGUGUUUACUCAUGAGCUACGCCAAUGACGCUUUCCCUGAGCAAUAUGUGCCGACUGUGUUCGACCAUUACGCAGUAAAUAUCACAGUAUCUGGCAGACAGCACUUGUUGGGAUUGUAUGACACAGCAGGGCAGGAAGACUACAACCAGCUGCGGCCCCUUUCCUACCCUAACACUGAUGUGUUCCUCAUCUGCUUCUCUGUGGUUAACCCAGCCUCAUUUUACAACGUACAGGAGGAAUGGGUUCCCGAGCUCAAGUCCUGCAUGCCUCAUGUGCCAUACAUCCUUAUAGGCACACAGAUUGACUUGCGAGACGAUCCAAAGACGCUGGCUCGUUUGCUCCAAAUGAAGGAGAAACCACUGACAUACGAGCAAGGCGUCAAGCUGGCCAGAGAAAUCGGUGCGCAGUGCUACCUCGAGUGUUCCGCGCUGACCCAGAAGGGACUGAAGACAGUGUUUGACGAGGCCAUCCUGACGAUCUUCAGCCCCAAAAAACAAAAGAAGUGCUGUAUAUCAUGCAGGAGCUGCUGUACUAUUGCAUGAUCACAGCAGCAUGAGGCUUAUCACCCAGUCAGCAUCUGCAAACAACCAGGAAUCAGUCUAUUUAAGGCAGGAAUGACACACGGCCAAAUUCCUUCCGUACCUGAAGAAGGGAAAUGAGACACAGCUGAGGGCCUUCCGCACUUUGCCUUACGACUACUGUCCUGAAAACGAGCAAAGUCACAUUUUAUUUCCUUAUUAAUCAUUUUCUGCCCUUUGGUUUUGAAAAUCUUCAGCUGUGUUUAUCUGGUCUGCUUAUAUUUAACUCCUAGGAUGCAGACUGACAAAAAGUGAUUGACAAAAGUUUCCCUUUGGGAUUUGGAAGCUCAAAACUCUCUAUAUAAAUGAGCGCAAUUCAAGUGCCUCGAUCAAUCAUCAUGCCAAAGACGGUUUGCUUUCUCACCGUAAGCUUUAUCCAGGAGUACAGGUCUCUCAAUCGUCACAGGGCGAUUUCCCAAAUUACCAGUGUAUAUAUAUAUAUAUAUAUACAUGUAUUUUUUUUUAUGGUUUAUACAUGUUAAACUCCAUAAGUACAAAAAUUCUGUGAAUCAAAUGUUGCAAAGCAACUCCUCUGUAAUGGAUUGUUUUCUUGCGUUUGGAUCAGAUCAAUAACAUUUCCUUUCUGCAGUCAUGAGUCUGAGAUGGUUAGUAUAGGAAACUCUCAGGAGGUUGGCCAAAUCAUUAAGAAAGAGGGCAGAUACAGAAAGUGCAUUAUAGAAUAGGGAAAUGCAACACAAAUUAGUUUUCCAAAAGAGCCGUUUACAUCUAAUGCGUGUUUCAAACAACACUCAAUGGUGCUACAUAUCUUCUAAAAACGCAUUUAUGCAGGUUAAAUUUUCUUAUAGACAGAUUUCUCUUUAGUUUUCCAUUCUUUCAUAAACGACACCCAGGGUUUCAGUAUCAGAGAUAUUACCAUGUAUAGCCGAAAACUACAGUAUAACCAGAGCUAUUUUAUUGCCAUUGUAGUACAGGAGCCAAUUGAAUACUACAUGUUUUUCCAAAUUUCCUCCCUAUUUCCCGCUUUAGAUUUAAUGUCACUGUGAUCGACACAGGACAGAGAAUAAUACUUUUCCUGCACGCAGCCAUUUUUGAGCUCAAGUUUCUUUUAUAAGAGUCGCUCAUUAUAAAAAAGUGGACACCCAGAUUUUUUUUUUUUGCCAUGCUUUUUUCUUGGCGCACAUCUUUGAAAAGAAGCUUAGCUGUCUCAUCCAUCGACAGGGCUUUUUGAAUCUGUUUUAUCGCUUCUUUGUCCCUGCUUGGAUUUUCCUUUUUUCAUGUGCCAUGAAAAUCCUCAAAGUGUAAAGCAGACGCUUUUAGUGUCUGUAUUUUGCGAUUGCACGUUCGUCAACACAACAAAGAGAAAAUUUUUACCAAUAGUCCAGUCUUUGUUGUAAUCUCCAACAGGAUCCAUAUACUGUUUACUGCACCCUUCUGCCAAAUCCACCUCCUCAUUUGACCUGAUUUGUGAACAUCCCUCAUGUUUAGGAGAAGCAGGGAGUCAAUCUUUGAUCUCCUCUCCAGCAUGAAUUUUGCUGUGUUCCUUCUUAAGAAAAUAUUAUAUCCAUGCACCAUUAAACAAAAUGGAGUAGUGCAGACGCCCAGGCAAUUUCUGACAUUCACUUAUAGCUUUCCAGUGAUACCAAACACACAGAUACACACACACCUCUUGUAAUACGCAAUCGCGCUGACACUAUAUUCAAUUGCCUUGUUGUACACUGGUUGCUGUUAAGUGGCACCUCAGGGACGAUUUCGGGAGUGAGCCACCUCCUUGUGAAGAUGCCCCUUACACACACACAAGGAAUGAGCCUGAAUUCCCAUGCCUUCCAUGUAGCACAGUUAGAUUAUUACCUUUAUUUUAUUUUUUUCAGACACUGUGCCUUAUAUCAUCCUAUGCAACAACUUGUAUACUGUAAUCAUACACAGAAGACCAGCAUUAGCCCUGGCCACAUUAACUAUAGUUUGAACUGUGUACUUGUAUCCUUUUACUAUUUAGAAUGUGAUAAAAAUGACCUUUUGUACAUGUAUUGUUUCAUACGCCAUACAUUAAGAGAGAGCAGUUACUAAAUCAGUAUAAUGAACUGGCAACUUGGUGUAUGACUGCUUUUCUUCUCAACUAUGUAUUUAUAGCUUAUUCCUAUUAGGUGUGAUUUAAAACAACCCGAAUUGUUUAACCAUUUUUAAUAUGCCAUUUAAAAUAUUGUUUUCAGUAAAUCAUACCGCGCCAUGCCAAUAUAAUAUAAUGGUAUAAAGACAAUAUGUGCAUUAUACAUGAGACAAUGUACUGAUUUGCCUAAUUUUGUAAAGUCACAACCUGUAAUUUAGGUGACAGGAUUGUACUUUCAAAGUGAUCUCAAUAUCACAAAGUCAUUACAAAUAAACAGGGGCAAAGGGCACUUACUGUUCUUCCUCAUAUGUUCUUCAGGACGUUUAGCUGAUCAUGUGACAUGCAAGGUAUUCCUAAUUUUCCAGAGGUGAAACAGUGAGGGACUUGACGUGCACAUUUUUCAUCACCUGUAUAUAAUUAUUAUAAGGUAUAUAUAUAAUAAUUAAAAUAAGGUAUAUAUUUAUUGGGAUAUACCAGGAAAAAACACUGUUCACUACAAGGGUUGUAUGUUUCAAUAUUUUGAAAAAAUUAUCUUUAUAUUAAACAUGCACAGACUAAAGUGUAAAGGACAAAGUGCACCCAGCGGGAUUGUGGCCUCGCAGUUCUAGGAUUGAGGAUCCGAGGGUUGAGGGGUGUUCGUGAAUUUUUCAUGUUCUCCCCAUGAUUGGUGGGUUUCCUUUGCAAUCCAAAGACAUGCCUAUUAAAAUAAUUGGUGUUUUUAAAUUAGGCUAAUUGGCAUUCCCAAAUUGCCCAUAGUGUGUGUAUGUGUGUGUGCCCUGCGAUGGAUUGGCACCCUGUCCAUGGUGUACCCCGUCUCAUGCCCUAAGACUCCUGGGAUAGGCUCUAGGACCCCUGUGACCCCAAGUACAGGAUAAAGCGGUAUAGAAUAAAGUGAGUGAGUAAAAUUUUAGUUAAUCUGUGUAUAUAUGAAAUGGAGACAUUUCAGGUCUAAGCAUAAUAAGCCCUAAAACAGAAUGGAAAGUUUUUUUAGUCCAAUGUAUAGACUAACAGGAACACUACCUACCUGGCCAAUGGGAUAAAAAAAAACAGGCUAAGAAAAGAAGCGCAUUAAGUGAUGCAGCCAUUACGCAUAGCGCCCACUGCACAAGUCUCUUGAGACAGUGUUAUAAUCUGGGGUUGUUUCAGUUAGUCAGGUCUAGACUCAGCAACAUUACGUUAAAAAAUAAAGUUAGCUGACGGCCUAAAUGUACUGUAUGACCAGAUAAUCGCACAUAUGACACAGGCAUAUGACAAUGCUAAAUUGUGAAGAAGUGGUUCAGGCAGCUUGAGGAAUCAUUUUCACGCAUGAACUUGCCAUCGCAGUAUUCUGACCUUAACCCUAAUAAACGUUGUUCUAUUUGAGCUGGAGUAGACUUUAUGGCGUGAUUUACUUUUCCCAUCAUCAAUACAAAAAUCUCCAAAAAUGUAUCCAGCUUUGGGUGGAAGUAAAUGUAGUCACAUUGCAUUAACACCACAAACACUGUUUUUAAGGUAAAAGUAAUUCAGCACAAUAUUAAUGUAUGUGCGCUUUUUGGUGUUUGUUUUGGGGGGGCAGAAAUAAUAAAUGGGCAAAUUUUCUAAAUGAAAAUGCUUCAAACUGAAAGACUGCAUUUAUAUCAAACAAUAAACUCUAGUAUAAUAUACAGUUGUCCUACUGUCUUUGAAAACGUUUAUAUUGUGUGUGCACACUGCCCUCUGCUGGUGAAAAUUUGCUUAAACACAAGUGCUAUAUCACAGUACAGUAGUACACAAGUACAGUACAUUUGUUAGAAUGUUUUGCUUGUUUUUUGUUUUUUUUUUGCAUUUAAGAGGAAACCUGCAAAGCAAAUCAGACUGACAUUUAUCACAGCAUGGUAUUCCAAGCAUUAAUAACUAUAAAAAUAGUGAAAUUUCCACUCACAUGGUCAUUAAUUCUGAUCAGUAUAGCUUGUCUUCAUAAGUUGCGUGAUACAAGUUAUAUAGUUGUUUAAAACUUAACUCCCCUCUGCAAGGCCACAUUUAUUUCCAUCCAGAGUCACAUAAGUUUUUCUCCACGAUCUUGUAUUGUAUUUAAAUCCCAAAGACCGUCAGUGGCCAAUCCAUGUGUGAAGUGAUGUCUCAAAUCAGCUAACAUUUUGAGCCUGGUGGUACUGGCAUAUGCCAUGAAGUCAAUCUACUGACCUUUAUUUUUUGGGCACAUAACGUUGCUAACCCUAAACAUGACUAGCUGAAGCAACACCAGAUCAUAACACUGCCCCAUAGGCUUGUACAAUGGGCACUAGGCAUGAUAAGUAUUGCUUUAUUCACCCUCUUACCCUGAUGCACCAAUUACUCUGGAACAAAGUAAAUCUGGACUUAUUAGACCACAUGACUUUUUUCUAAUGGCCACAGUCCAUUCUUUAUGCUUCCUAGCCAGUUGUUUCCAAUUAGCCUCAUUGUUAAUUGUUUAUCUUAAGGCUACUCAGAUGUUUAUUAACC
Messenger RNA from Clarias gariepinus (North African catfish), 5593 nucleotides. RefSeq names its product ras homolog family member J (gene rhoj). Gene Ontology annotation, biological process: small GTPase-mediated signal transduction. The record is from RefSeq and is a predicted model, not a curated record. The transcript is spliced from 5 exons. The coding region runs from base 358 to 1035 and encodes 225 amino acids. Gene Ontology annotation, molecular function: GTPase activity; GTP binding. Lineage: Eukaryota; Metazoa; Chordata; Actinopteri; Siluriformes; Clariidae.